Molecule: messenger RNA, 1532 nt
Organism: Xiphias gladius (swordfish)
Lineage: Eukaryota; Metazoa; Chordata; Actinopteri; Istiophoriformes; Xiphiidae
Gene: ppt1
Product: palmitoyl-protein thioesterase 1 (ceroid-lipofuscinosis, neuronal 1, infantile)
Exons: 10
Coding region: 177-1088 (303 amino acids)
Biological process (GO): protein depalmitoylation; receptor-mediated endocytosis
Cellular component (GO): lysosome
Molecular function (GO): palmitoyl-(protein) hydrolase activity
Source: RefSeq, a predicted model, not a curated record
AGUACAAAUCCAUUUUUAGCCCAACUGAGCGGAAAACCGCCCAACCUGGCAACACGGGCCCUCAUUUGGUUUUAAACCCACCCCCUGAAUCUGAUUGGCUGUUCGGUCUAAACAUCGUCAUGUGACAACAAGCAGCACGACGAACAGAAGCAGGAAGUCUACAUAAGCGGUCCAGAAUGACAGCGGCCCUCCUGUGUUUCCUCCUGGCUGGUCCAGUGCUGCUGGUUGCUGGCAGCCCAUUUCAUGACUCCAACAAUGGAACCAUACCAGUGGUGCUGUGGCAUGGGAUGGGCGACAGCUGUUGUAACCCUCUCAGCAUGGGAGCGAUAAAGAGGAUGAUCGAGGAGGAGAUCCCUGGCAUUUACGUGCUCUCACUGAUGAUUGGGAAAAACGUCAUAGAGGACACAGAAAAUGGGUUUUUCAUGGAUGUGAACGAGCAGGUGUCCGUGGUGUGCAGUCAGCUGGCUCAGGACCCCAAGCUGAAGGGAGGAUACAAUGCGAUGGGCUUCUCCCAGGGGGCGCAAUUUCUGAGGGCUGUGGCUCAGCGCUGUCCCUCUCCACCAAUGAAAACCCUGAUCUCCGUCGGUGGACAGCACCAAGGAGUGUACGGGCUGCCCAGGUGUCCCGGAGAGAGCUCUCACAUCUGUGACAUGAUACGCAAAGCUCUGAACAGCGGCGCUUACACUGACCUGGUUCAAAAACACCUGGUGCAGGCGCAGUACUGGCACGACCCGUUAAACGACGACCUGUACAAGAAGCACAGCCUGUUCUUGGCCGACAUCAAUCAGGAAAGGGGUGUAAAUGAGACUUAUAGGAAGAAUCUUCAGCUGCUGAACAAGUUCGUGAUGGUCAGGUUCCUGCAGGACACUGUGGUGGAUCCCGUGGAUACCGAGUGGUUCGGCUUCCUGAAAACCGGCCAGGCCAAAGAGACAGAGACUCUGCAGGAGAGCGUUCUCUACAAAGAGGAUCGUCUGGGCCUGGCAGCAAUGGACAAGGCUAAAAAACUGGUUUUUCUAGCCAGUGACGGAGACCACCUCCAGUUCACCAGAGAAUGGUUCAACACAAACCUGCUCCCUUAUUUACGCUAAAAAAAAAACAAAAAAAAACAAACAGUAAAUGCUGUUGGAAUCCACUCGGAGUAAAACGUAGCAUCAGACUGCAGUAACUGAAAUGGAAUUAAUUGUUUCUAGAGCCAUAUACUACAAGUUAAGAGUAAACCGAAGCUUAGUAACGGGAGCAGAGAACGUAAUUCAUUCCUUUCGCACUGAUCACUUGUAGCGCGUUGAUGCGGUUUUCUGAUGCCGUUAGACAUUUUAACAGCUAAUUUGUCAGUCCACUGCUGUACAACUAACACUAGACUCUCACGUCAUUUCCAGUCUGAGCUCUCCUGAUGAGGUCAAAUUGUUUUCAAAAAUGUUGUGGAUUUAAAAGAAUGAAAUAAAAUCUUGUUUUAACAUCCUAAUGUGCACCAUUUAACUGAAAUGAUGCAUCUGUACAUAUCACGUUUAAUCCAAUAAAGAGACCAAAAUACA